CCAGAGAGCCAAAUACUCAGACAUUACUGUCAGACUUGUCAGCAAGCUCUUGGUAUUGAAUUAACCCAGUGAUGCAGAACUCUGCAGGGAUUCCAUUGCAGGACAACCGAGGCUACACACACCAGCAAGUGACAGUGUCUAUGCCUGAGCAAAAAUUCAACGAUGACAUUGUGUUUUCCACAUUUAAUCUCCACUUCUGUAACCACUGCUGCCUUGGAUUUUGUGCUUUUCACAACUCGGUGAAGGCCAGGGACAGCAGAAUGCGGGGAGACUUCAUGUCAGCUCAGUCCUACGGAUCCAAGGCCCGCUGCCUCAACAUCAUUGCCUUCUCUAUUGGUGUCAUUAUAAUUAUUGGUCUCAUUAUGCUCAUCUACAAAUGUAUGGAAUUAUUCAACUCUCAUUAUUCAUUCAUUAUCAAUAACCCUCCAAAUUUCUAAAUGUCUUUUUGCUGUACUCACUUUUUGAUGAUAAUCAGAUCAUUUAAAAAUGAGAUUUUCAUCUGUUGGAACAUUGCAUUGUACUUAUUUCAUCAUUGUGGUUGUUUGGUUUGGCCCUGAAAAGGCAAUAAAAGACAUACUAACAUUGAUU
Messenger RNA from Xyrauchen texanus (razorback sucker), 588 nucleotides. RefSeq names its product interferon-induced transmembrane protein 1-like. Lineage: Eukaryota; Metazoa; Chordata; Actinopteri; Cypriniformes; Catostomidae. The coding region runs from base 72 to 437 and encodes 121 amino acids. The record is from RefSeq and is a predicted model, not a curated record. The transcript has 2 exons. Gene Ontology annotation, cellular component: plasma membrane.